Molecule: messenger RNA, 2147 nt
Organism: Stegodyphus dumicola
Lineage: Eukaryota; Metazoa; Arthropoda; Arachnida; Araneae; Eresidae
Gene: Pat1
Product: Protein interacting with APP tail-1
Biological process (GO): proteasome-mediated ubiquitin-dependent protein catabolic process; intracellular protein transport
Cellular component (GO): Cul2-RING ubiquitin ligase complex
Molecular function (GO): ubiquitin-like ligase-substrate adaptor activity; protein binding
Source: RefSeq, a predicted model, not a curated record
GGCAACAAUGGAAUAGAAAUCAUGGCGUCUGCUCUGCAUUGGAUACCUGAUAAACUUUAUAAUUACUGUAUUACAGCUGUUGGAGCUAAUUAUUAUUUAUUCCAAACAGAAUUAAGGACAUUUCAUUGUGAUUUAUUGUUUGAUGUGCAUUAUAAGCUAUACAAAGAAGGACGUUUGUUUCAAUUAAGUACUGAAUUUGAAGAUUUAUCAGUGUUUGAAAAAGUAUUAAAAGUAAAAGAUAAAAGGCAUCUGCUUCAUAAUUGCUUUCAAGCAUUAAUGAACUAUGGUUCUCAAAUCGCGUCUAAACUUGCUGAGAAAUACAGAGUCCGAUGCUCAGAUGUUUGUAUUUCAUCUCUUAAUGAGGGGAAAAAACUGAUUGAAUUUGGGUUUGGUCUAGGUAAUUUUUUAAUGGAUGCUGGUUGGUUUCUAGAGAGUGAAAUUGUUUUCAAAUCAUUAUUAGAGUUAUGCUACUCAUGCGACAGAUCCGAAAGAUUCAAAAUAGCCCAGGAUAGUGAUAAUAAAAUAAAUAUAUAUCCUAUCAUUUUAGAAUGUUAUGUCAGAUUGCUGCGUGCACAAAACAUAUAUUGCAAAUUUAAAGAUGCCCAAGAAACAUUUUAUGAAGCCCAAGCAUGCAUAGAAACAAUCAAAGAAUUGGAACUAGAUGUUAAUUUUGCCAGUAUUUAUGGAGAGUUUUCUGUCCUAAAUUUUGGUCAAAAUAACUAUCAAGAGGCUUAUGAAUGGAGUUUGGAGGCCCUGAGGGAACUCGAUUCUUCUAUGUAUCCAAGAGAAAUUAUUCAUGUUCUUCGAGCUUCUACAAAAGCAAGUAUUGUGAAAAGAGAAUUGAAAAGAGCUGGGAUGUUAAUCAAACAGGCAUUACAUCUUACAAGAGAGCAGUUUGGUCAGAGAAAUCUGGUUAUGGCUGAUACUUUGCUAGUGUAUGGCUUUUAUCUUUUGCAUGUUGAUGCUAUUAGUCAUUCAGUGAAUGUGUACCAAAAUGCGCUGGAUUUGCGAGCUAGUAUUCUUGGUGGAAAAAAUAUACUUGUGGCAAUGGCUCAUGAAGAUUUAGCAUAUGCUUUAUAUGUGUAUGAAUACAGCUCAGGACAUUUUAAUAAUUCAAGAGAUCAUGUGGAUAAAGCUUUGCAAAUUAAAGCAAAUCUUCUAAAUGCUGAUCAUCUUCUAUGGGCUUCACCAAAAAGGGUCAAAGCUCUAAUCAUUGAAGAGAUCGCAUUGGAUAGUAAUGACAAAGUAGUUCAGCAGUGUCUUUUUUAUGAAGCUGAAGAUCUUCAUCUCUGUGCCCUUCAUCUAGUCCAAGAAUAUUUUGGAGAAAUGAAUGUGUUAACUGCUCGUCAUUAUGCGAAUCUUGGAAGACUCUACCAGUCAAUGAAAAAAUAUAAGGAUUCUCAAGCCCUGCAGUUGAGAGCCAUUGCUAUUAAAGAAGCUAUUUUGGGGCCUGAUGAUCAUGAAGUAGCAGUAUCCAUGGCACAUUUAGCUUCCCUGUAUACUUAUGAUAUGGAACUAUAUUCUGAAGCUGAAGUACUAUUCUGGAAAUCAAUUAAUAUAGGUCUCAAAUUAUUUGGCAAAGGUUAUAGUGGACUGGAAUAUGAUUAUCGAGGACUCUUAAGAAUAUAUGGAGUGCAGCAUGAUACUGAAAAAGUGUUGAAAGUGCAUUCAAUUAUGCACAAUUGGAAACUUCUUAGAGACAAAACAGUGGAAGCUGAAAAAGAAUUCUGCCCAUGGACUGUUGACGUAGACCCAGUUGCUCCUGAAGCUAUUCUGGCAAACAUUAUUAGUAUGGAUUAAGAGCUGAACAAUCAAAUAGUCCUUCCCUGUAUGGGAAUUCUGGUGAUAUAUAUAUCAACCUGUAUUCUGGAAUAAGAGUUGAACAUCAAAAAAGCAUUCUCCAUAUGUGGUAAUUCCAGGGAUGUAUGUUAUGUGAUAUAUAUGUGGAUCCGGUGAUAUAUAUGUAAAUUUUUGAGGAUCUCAUUUUCACAUAAGGGGAAUGUUUCAUUAAAUGUGUAUUGAGCAGAAGUUUUAGUGAAUGGCUUUUUUUAGGCCACUGUAUAUAGUAGGAAUUUUCUUAUAUGAUUAUAAUUUAGCUGCAGUAUUGUACAAAAUUGUUGAAUAAAUACAGAAUUGUUUGAAAAUGA